AACAUCACCACCUUUGACAUCAUUUAUCGGAUAAGAAGCACACCAAGAACCCACCUCACCCCGAACUACACCACCACCUCACCACCAACCACCAUGUCAGACCCCACCUUCAAAAUCGAGACCCCCCGUCUCCUCAUCUCCUACCUCCAGCCGGACCUCGACUCGCACUGCGACUUCCUCGUCGCCCUCUAUAACACCCCCGAGUUUAUUGCCAACAACGGAAAGACAUCUGUUACCACCCGUGACAUCGCCCGCCGUCAACUCGAGGGCCGCUUCCGCGCCGAACAUGCCCGCAAUGGCUACGGCACCUACCUCUUCUCUCUCCGCAACCCUGCGAACCCAGACGAUCUGGCCUCCGCCACGCCAAUCGGUACGGUGUCGCUGAUGCGUGGGGAUGAGCCCGGAUCUUAUACCGCGCCGGAUCUGGGGUUUGCCAUUCUGUCGGAGUACAUGAAGAAGGGGUUCACGAAAGAGGCGGCGCAGGGACUGAUGGAGUAUGUCGAGAGGGUGCAAGGGGUGAAGGAUAUUCUAGGACUUCAUGACCCGGCGAAUAAGGCCAGCGGUGCGGUCUUCAGGAGCUUGGGAUUUGUCGAUGUGGGCUUGAGGCAACUGUUGGUUUUUGGACCGGACGUAGUUGGGCAGGUGUGGAUCAAGAAGGGAAUGAGUGAGGAUGUUAGUGUUUAUGGGUUGCCCAAGGAGGCACCGGCCACCGUGGAGAUGCCGGAAAAGAUUGUGGAGGAUGGGGUGACGGAGUCCGUAGGGGCUGUAGCGGUUUAAGAUUCCACUUGGCUUGCUGGUCUAGAAUGGUAUAAACGUAAACUCUUUUCCCUGCGUAC
This is a messenger RNA of Neurospora tetrasperma FGSC 2508, 836 nucleotides long. RefSeq lists its product as uncharacterized. The record is from RefSeq and is a predicted model, not a curated record. Bases 94 to 777 code for a protein of 227 amino acids. Lineage: Eukaryota; Fungi; Ascomycota; Sordariomycetes; Sordariales; Sordariaceae. Gene Ontology annotation, molecular function: acyltransferase activity, transferring groups other than amino-acyl groups. The transcript has a single exon.